CACUCCAGCAGGCCCAGAAAGGAAAUCUUCGGGUCGUGAGAGGAUCUUUUUACAAACCCCCUGUCUUUCGCCCCUGAUCCCGCAUCCGGCAUCUCCCACUUCUCCUCCGGCAUCUGCUGCGACCCCGCGGCUGCCUACAUCGUCUCAGGCGAGCUCCCCUGCCCCGCCAAGCAAGGAUGACUACUUCAAGGCGUCUUGCUGACAGGAAGAGUGCGAAGUUUCAGAAGAACAUCACAAAGAGGGGCUCAGUGCCUGAAACUACUGUGAAGAAGGGGAAUGACUAUCCUGUUGGACCUAUCGUGCUUGGAUUCUUCAUCUUUGUGGUCAUAGGAUCAUCCUUGUUUCAGAUUAUCAGGACAGCUACUAGUGGUGGGAUGGCUUAAUAUCGAGCUAAAAACAAGACUAUCAUUAUCAGAGAUUUAUUAUCCAUGUGAUUGGGAGGCAAUAUCAUAUCUGUACCCUGUAUCAAACUUCGACCCUGAUGAUGUUAUGUAGAGAUUUAAAUCUUGUUCAGUCA
Molecule: messenger RNA, 517 nt
Organism: Triticum urartu
Lineage: Eukaryota; Viridiplantae; Streptophyta; Magnoliopsida; Poales; Poaceae
Biological process (GO): endoplasmic reticulum unfolded protein response
Cellular component (GO): endoplasmic reticulum
Source: RefSeq, a predicted model, not a curated record